CGGGAAAGCCUCUCCGAAGCGACCACCCACAGUUCACUGCGGCCUCGCGAGCCGUGUGAGCCACAACAACGUUGGGCAUUUCGCACCGUGUCGUUCAAUCGCUCGCUCGGACUACCCUCGGUAGACACACUCAUCUCCUUCCAUCAUGUAAACAAAGCGCCUGGGGUACGCGUCUCCCACGGACGUGGAUCUGGAAAACGUUCGUGAUGUAACACGUGGCGCUCGUAGGAUCCAGAGGUGGAGGUUCUUAAUUACACACAAAAAAUGAGAAAGUAAAAGUGACAUUCCACACUCCUGCGAAAGUAAUACGUAGUGCUGAGUGCUAAAAUGGAGGAAUUUCGAAUCCAGAAUGUGGCAUUUCGCUGGCAAGAUCAAUGAUGGUGAAAAACCAAUUCCAACAUACUCUGGACAUCAUAAUAUUAUUAUGAGUUGCUGAGUUUGUGGACGAUAUCUUGCUCGGGGCUGAGAGAACAACUUUGAUCUUCCCCGGACACCGUAAUAAUCGCUGGAUCUUGAAGAUGUUUUUGUCCGAUAAAUUCAAGAUUGAUGGUCCAACUUUGAUUUCCAUAAAAACUCCGAUCUGCUAGAUGUAACGAUCGCCUGGGCUUUUUUUUGAGUGGCUCUUAUUAAUCUAAUUAUAUAUAAAUUUGACAAUUCGCAACAAUUCUCUAUUGGCAGUCGUGACAGCAUUCAAAUGAAAAAUUCGAAGUUGUCCAAGCUGAAGAAGACCACCAUUCCGUUCGUUCGUCCACGACGCUUCUCCUUGCUUAAUCGAAACGAACAAUUCACCAAUCAUUUCUUUCACGUCACGGCUUUCAUCGUAUCGAUGCCCCGUGUGCAUUCGCCACUCGUAAUCGGUGAUCAAUUGUUGCGGCGAUCUCCAAUAUUGCGUGACCUUCGUCUAUACAGCCGCUGUUAAACACUUUGAUGAAGUAAUACGUCGUCCUUUCGCCUUCAGAAAUACCGGAUUGUAAUUACAUCCUUUCUUGCAAGCCAAGACAGAUAACGGACGAGGGCAACGAGGAUCCCCGUUUAUACUGCGACGAAUUAAGUACGUAGGACAUUCGAGAAGAUAGAUCCUAUCUUCGUCGAUCCUGUCGACCACGUGUUUCGUGUGAUCUUCGCGGUGGUGUGGGAGUGUUAUGACGAGGUGUAACGGUGUGCGAAGUCUCGUGAUAACGAUGCUUUAAGUGUUUACGCGGAGGAGCUGCACCUAUCUUCCGAUAACACAGAUCCAGCGAUCUUACACGAUCAUUCAUGUAAAUCACUGUUAACGUCUCAAAUUUAUCAUCCUUGAAAAGGAGCACUGGAAGUGUCCCUUUCGUGGUGACGAUUAUCGAAAAUUAUCUGCUUGACACAACACUUUCAGCGGAAUUAAUUAAGAUUGAUAGUCUGGGUCAAAGACAUUAAUAUACAUGUAUACAAUACUUGAUAGAGACAUCUUGUAAUUAUGCAAACUAUCGGUACGAUUAUACGCGUAAGCGUUGUCUACGUCUGUCCAUGAUGAUCGCUGGUACAUUAUCAACCACGGCAAUAUUGAUAUUGUUUCAGUUUUCAAAGCGAUAAAGCAUGUAGUUAAUCGUACAGGCAUGAUUUUUCCUAACAUUGAGCAUAAUAAUAAUUAACACUUUCGCUGCCGCAAUACUUCUAGCAAAGGAAAGGGUUACGAUCAGAUAAAAUUUUUUCUCUCGACUAAUCUGCCUUUAAAUUCAUGCAAGAUAUUAUUUUAUGUUGCACAUUAAUGUAUAGGAAAUCAUUAUUUGUCAAAAUUAUUUCUUCGUUAUGCUAUCCAUCGACAUAUUUUUCACUUCUACAGUAGGAAUGAUUUAGUAGAAUAAAUUUUUCGAUAUAAAAUCAAAAUGAUGAGAGAUAAUCAUUGGUCCUACUGUCAGUGUAGUAAGUAUUUUGUCACUUUAACUGAAACUAUUGUUAAAUGGAUACAAUACUAUAAUACAGAUAAAAUGCUAAACGAAAUUGUGAUGUUUUAGAUGUAUGACAUUUGGUGGUGAAAGUGUUAAUGCGGUUUCACAAUCUUACUAUCAAUCAUAAUGAGAAAAAUACGACAAAAUUAGCAUACACUGCGUCGUCGAUGAAACAAGCAAACAGCUGUCAAUUCAUCGGCUCGGCCGCGUAUGUUUGUACUAAAGCAAGACAAAUAACACCAGUUCGACGUAACAACAUAAGCUCAUAAUGAAAUCAAGUAUAUGCCACACAAUGUCUUGCUUUCCCAUAAACCUUGCAUUAAAAGACAAAGAACUUUACUUUCUUAACAAACAGCAGAAUGUGAUUAAAUAAUCUCGAAUAACUGAAUAGAUAAAUCAAUACGAUGACCGAGAAGAAAUGAUAAUAAUCGAUCGAAUAAUAUAAUCGAGUGUGACAACUAAUGAAGAUGCCAUCACCGGAAAUCUCUAAUAGUCAAUGUGGAAAACAUUGUGACAUUAUUUUUGUGUGUCGGAGGAAUUGUCAUGAAACUAAAAUAUUGCAAGUUUGCUUUCUCGAGGCGAACAGGAUGCGUCGGGAGUGAUUCGGGAACGAGCGCAGCUAAGAAGAACUCGGAGGUUACCGUUGUACGCAGACACUUCAAAAUCUGUGAAAAAUGAAAAAUUCCAUUUGGACGUCAACUCGAAAUUUGAGAAAGAUCCUAACUGCAACUGUGCAAAGUAAUCGCAACGACAAGAUAUAAAGAAAGAAAUCGUGAUUAUAUAUGAUCGCACUUAGAACCUACAUAAACGGACAAUCAUUAGCUCAAGAAAAAAACCCAAGUAUACGAAACGUCUAGAAGCUCAAGUACUCAAGUACCAAUUUAUCCAAGUAGUUUAACGAAGCUUAUUUUCCGAGAUGCAUUCUCGCCUAAUUCUCUUAUUUUGGACUUUAUUGACAAGUGAGUCGCGAAGCAUUCUAAAUAAAUCAUCUUGGAUGCUGCAAAUUAAUUACCUCGCGAUCUACAAUAUCGCCCAGGCGAAACUAUAAUUUGACCUUCGUAAAUGGAUCGAUUGCACGUCAGCCAUAUCGAGGACGACGCGGAAGACGACGAAAAAGAAGUUAUUGGACAACGGUAGCCAGUCGAAAAAUUCGUGGAAAGAGAAACUCUAGUUCCUCAAGAUGGGUUACAACGAGACGUUGAAUCUCAGCAACACCGCGACUCUACAAAGCAAUUUUCUCCCCGACACCGGCCAGCGAAAUAUCAGCAAAAGCCAUCACAAUAUCGAGUAUGUUCUGCUAACUGGCAAAGCCUUUAUUAUGAUAUUCAUUAUUCUCUGUGCUCUGUUUGGUAAUCUAUUAGUUAUUGUCUCGGUUAUGAGGCACCGCAAGCUCCGGGUAAUCACCAAUUAUUUCGUGGUAUCGCUGGCUCUGGCGGACAUGUUAGUGGCGUUAUUCGCCAUGACGUUCAAUGCUUCCGUGGAACUUUCUGGACGUUGGUUAUUCGGGUAUUUCAUGUGCGACGUGUGGAACUCGCUGGACGUCUUCUUCAGCACCGUCAGCAUCCUCCACCUUUGCUGCAUCAGCGUCGACAGAUAUUACGCGAUUGUCCAACCGCUGGACUAUCCGUUAAUCAUGACGAACGCAAGAUUGGCAACCAUGUUGAGCGUCGUGUGGUGUUUCCCGACUGUUAUGAGCUUCCUACCGAUCUUCGCGGGAUGGUACACCACGAAGGAGCAUCUAGAAUUCAGGAGGCAGUCUCCAGAUGUGUGUAUGUUUCAAGUCAACAAGUUCUACGCUGUCGUCAGUUCCAGUGUGAGCUUCUGGGUACCGGGAAUAAUCAUGAUCGCGAUGUACUACAAGAUUUAUCGCGAGGCCGAUCGUCAGGAACGCAUGCUGUACCGGAGCAAAGUCGCGGCCGCUUUGUUAAAUAAACAUCUGCAGAUCAACGGGAUCUCGGCCGGUCUGACAUCUCUGCCAACUGUAGACCAAACGACGCCUGAACCGCAACCGGAAGAGCCGCCGAUGACUAGCAGUAGCAAAAUGAAAAGAGAGCGAAAGGCAGCUAGGACACUUGGUAUAAUCAUGUCAGCGUUUCUGGCUUGCUGGCUGCCUUUCUUCCUUUGGUACAUCAUCACGUCCCUGUGCGAUUCUUGCGAGAGCGGCGAUGUGGUGGUAGCGACGGUGUUUUGGGUGGGCUAUUUCAACAGCGCCCUGAACCCGCUGAUCUAUGCGUACUUUAAUCGCGAAUUUCGCGCAGCCUUUCGCAAAACCCUCGAAAGCUGCUGCCGCGCAAUCGGACCGGUACGCGACCUACGCCAGGUGCAUCGCAAACAGGACCUCGUGCACAGCAACGCCUCGUCAGAGCUGCACGUCAACAAUCAGCUGCGCAGUAGCGAGAUGACUAACGUCCACAUAGAGGCGUGUAUUUAAACGGAUCAUGCGAUCCUGUGUGGCGAAGAAAGUAACGGCGAAGUGUUCGAAGCAUCUUCUGGAUAGAUAAAAAUAGGUAGGACUGGAGCAGGUAGGGCAGAUGAAUUCCAAAAGUAAUAAUUAAUUAGAUCAAUCGAAAAAUUUGUUACUUCCUUUUUCUGUACACAAACUUUUUAAUAAUUCGAUACUACAAUAUUUUUUUUUUCUAUGAAAAUCUCGAGCUUAAAGUAUUACUGUUAAGCACGUGGAACAAGAUUUGAUGAAAGAUAUAUCUCAAUUCUUCUCUGAAAUAUAAAGGAAGAUUAUAAUUUGAUAAAAAAAAAUUAAUUUAAUUUUUUUAAAAUGUAUUUUUGUAUGUUCAUGAAACGAAAGCAAAUAAUUGAAAUUUUUAAAUUAACCUGUGGGGAUGUUGGUAUUCACUAUUGUCUUACUUUCUUUUUAUAGUCUUCUAUGAUUAUCUCUUUGAGAUAAUAAGGUUUGAGAAGGAAAUUCAGGGAUAUAAAGUAUAAAGAAAAAUAAGAAAGCAAAUAUUUCAAAGAAUUUAUCAUUGAAAUUAAGACUGUUUAAAAUUCACACAAAGAAUUUAUCGUUAAAAUUAAGAUCGUUUCAAAUACGCCAAAGCAUUUCAAAUCAUUCAAGGUCGUAAAAAUGUGCAACGUCAUGUAUUUGUAUCAAGCAUUCGCAAAUACCAAAUCCGAUUUGCGUGAGAGAGAAGCUCAUAGUCCCAAAGAGAGUGUGAAUAGAGUAUGUACGCCAUACUCGUGCCUAUUUCGUUCUGCGGCCGACCUAUUUUAAGGGACACAUUCGCCACCGUCCCCAAGGGUCUAUUUCUGUCUCGGCAGCGUUCCAUCAGGUCCGUAAAUAAGGCUUCUGUCCGUCGGCAGAUUGAUGUUCCGAUUCAGUAGUAAUAUUUUAGCGGUGGUUCGAUAACGUCGAAAUGAAUUUUUGUACUAACAUUUGAUUCGUACGCGAACUUCCAUUUUGCCAUAAUUGACAUCGUACGUGUACUUUUCAAACAAAUUAAAUUUCUGAAAUCGAACUGAUAAUAUUGUGACCACCAAUAUAAUGCUGCAAUGAAUUAAUUAUAUAAUUAUAUAUUAUUUGCAAUAUGUUAGAAAAUUUUGACUUUUGAAGCUUGCAUGUGAAAAGAUUUUUGGCUUUCAUUCGACUACGUUCACUCUUAAUCUUCUUUUGGAUAGAUUAGCCGAAAAAUUAAUCUCUGAAAUUAACUAAGCGCUACACUAAGCGCUAGCUAAGCGUUUCGAGAACUUUUUCUGUAAAAAGAAAUUAGCCCAAAAUUGAUUAAAUUGCAUAAUUUACAAGAAAGCAUGAAAGGACUAAUUAAUGGGAUCUGGUGGUUUGAGAUAUUUCUGUAGACGCUGUCCCGCGAUUGGAGGAGAAGUAAAGGGAAAAACAAAGAGACCAAAGAAAAGAGUUGGAGGGCGGGAGAUAAAGCCGUUCUACUCGUUUAGGGGAUCACUUUGUACAUAAUUGCGCUGCGAAAGCGCGUUUCGUUAUAAUCAAAGGGAUUUAUAAUAACGAGCUCUUAGCGUUAAACGAGGUAUCAUUGUAAAUACGAAUCUGCGUUCGUUUAGGCUCGAGUAACUUCGUGUAUAAAUGUUAAAGCGUAUCAUCCCUCCCGCAAGACAAAUCAUUAUAUCGGAAUAGAUAAAUUUACGAGGGCAUGUUAUUAAAGAGAAUCACUAAAAUGCCAAAGAUGAAGCAGAAUAUAUAUUAUAUAUACACAUAGUAUAUCUAUAUGUACAGCAAUAAGACGUAAGAAUGACGUUCCGUUAUUCGUUAAUCGUAAAAUAUAUUAUAUAUUUAUUAUAAUUUAUUGUAAGUUAUUUGUUAUAACGAAUGUAGCAAAUACUCGAUUAAAACUUAGAUCGAAUUAAUUGUUUUAAUUUUUGUAAACGUUUAAAAAGAUUGAAGGAGCCUGAGUUAUCUUCGUUAAUAUGUUAUUAUUCAUAUUAUUUAAAUACUUUUUAAUUCUUGCUUUAGGAAAUAACAAAAUUAUUGAAAUUACAUUAGAUCGAUUUAUCUCAGAGAGGACAUUUUAUUUAUCCAAAUUUUUAUUUUUUAUAAGAAGUAACACAUCUAUUUUAUGAACAAUGUUAUUUCAGAAUGACUAUUUUGUUUAUACUGCCAAAUGCUUUCUUAUGUUCAGUACGAUUUGACAACAUUAAUAACAAAUAAAAUAGUAAUAAAAGAAUAUAAUACACAUUUUAUAUAUUAUUUAAUUUUAUAUAUAUUGUCGAUCAAUAAGAUAGUCUAUAAAAUAUUUUACUGCCAUCUUAGUCGAGAUAUUUGUAUUGGAUUACAUAAAUAAAACAUCAUGCAUAAUAUAUUAACAUUUUUUUAAAAUAAAGUCCUCUUUCUAAGAUUAUUUCGGUCUAUUAUUAUACAGAGUAUUUGAAUUUUUAGAAGAGAUUGAUGACGGGGUGAUCACAAAACAAAUCAGGUUUACGAAGGCGCAAUUGAUUUUCAGUUUUUCUCUUUUUUGUCUUUUAUUAACUUUUUUAUAUUAUCGGCUGACAGAUCAAAGAAGACGAUAUACGUAUAUAGUUAUGUAUAUUUCAGAGUGCAGAACAAUCACUAAAGUAAACAUGGUCGAGCGUGGACGAUAUCGUGGGCAUGUCUUUCUACUGUAAUUAAAAAUUGCAAUUAGUAAAAAUUGGAAUUUUAAUUACAUGGAUAACAGUUCCUAAUAACUUUAACUUUCAAAGAUGUAGAAAAAUGAGAGAGAGAGAGAGAGAGAGAGAGAGAGAGAGAGUGUAUGAGAGUUAUAAAAAAAAAUUUGAAAGAAAAUAAAUGUGUAAAUUAUAAGGUUUCUUUAAAUAUAAUAUUCUAAUUUAAAUUAAUUUAGAAAAAUAUUUUAAUUCUGACACGGAAAAUAUAUAUUUUUGUAUCAAUCAAGAUCGAUCCUAGAAGAUUUCUAAUACAUAAAUUUCAAUUUCUUCUAAUUUCUUUUUUAUUUGUAUUUUAGUUUCUUUUCCAUAUAUAUUUUUGCAGGGAAAGAAUUACGGGGUACAAAAUUGCUACGAAAUCGUUCGCCGGCUCGAUCCAUUCGUAUAUCACGUAUCUGUUAGGCUACAUAUAAAGGCGGCUAGUGUCCUCCUAAUGUAACGUAAUGUGCAACGUUGUAAAUCGAUGUUUACGAGACGUUUCUGACGCUAAAGUCGUUUUGCGUGCAAUCAAGUUGGCAAAGCAAUUUUAUCGCAAGGGAGAAAGGGAAGUAAAACCGAUUUCAGAUGAUUUAUAAUUUGUGAAGGGAAAUUACAAAAACAAUUUUAAGUAUUAAAAUAACAAGAGAUUAAAUAUAUAAAAAUUUAUAUAUCGAAUUAUUGAUCGUCUGAAAUAGGCCUUAGACAAAAGACAUUCCUAACGAGGAGAGAAACACGUAGUAUUUUAAUGACAAUAGUGUGAAUGAGAGAAAAUUUAUCAUUCCUUUUAUGAAUGCGUAAUUUCUGUAAACUUUAGAUUAAUAUCAAGAUCGUUCUGUGAGAAAUUGUAUUAUCUUGAAUGCAUGGUUACAUGGACAUGGCGGAAUUUACAGGUUGCAUAAUUAUAUUUACUGUAGUGUGGUUUCAUGGAUCGUGAUACAUGACGAAGAGGCUAAUUCGCUGCGAGAUUAUCACAUGCGACUAAUUUGCAGCGUAUAUCGCUAGAUAAUAGAGAAAUUAAUACGAUAAAUGAUGGAUAUGUUCAUUUUCUCAUAAAUUUCGAAGUCAAUAUAUAUGUAUAUUUUGACGCAAUAACUUGUUAUGCAUAUUCCUUGUUACAAGAUGUUAACGAUUAUUUCUCGAUUCACUGAAACGACUAUAAUUUACAACGUACGUUUUAAGUAGUAUAAAUAUUAACUUUUUAAUUUCUCUCAAUUAUCAAUAUUUAAAGUACCUGAAACGAAAUCAAUAUGUAAGUGUACAUAAAUGCAUUUUUUCUUUUAACUGUAAUCUUCUAAAAAGGUUUAUAAUUUAAUUAUUGCACAUAUAUACGCAUACAUCUCGUCAUUACUCUAACAGCAUUUUAGAAUUCAUAAGAUAUUGUGUGAUGUUAGGAUAUCGAUGGCAAAAAUAUUUUUUAAUUGUAUAUUUGUUUUAAAAUAUUUAUGACGUAUAUAUUUAUUUAUUUAUAGCAUUAUUUAUCUCUUGCGCAAUUAUUAGUUUACAAUUAUAUCGUCAUUAAUAGCGAAUUUAAUUAAAAGUUGCCUACGUUGCUACGCGUCCGCCAUAAUGAGAGCCUAAUGAUAUAUUUGCAAAUCGUUGCAAAUAGCAUUUUUAUGCCAUGACGAAAGAAUAUGUGUGUAUGUGUACGAGGCAAGAUCUUCAUGUAUCGUGUAGGUACAAAGCGCGAAUGUAUAGACUGCGUUUGGAGAUGUGGAUCUACUGUGUAGAAAAUUAAUAACAAUGUUUUAAAGAAA
Molecule: messenger RNA, 8776 nt
Organism: Solenopsis invicta (red fire ant)
Lineage: Eukaryota; Metazoa; Arthropoda; Insecta; Hymenoptera; Formicidae
Product: octopamine receptor beta-1R
Exons: 4
Coding region: 3103-4353 (416 amino acids)
Biological process (GO): adenylate cyclase-activating adrenergic receptor signaling pathway
Cellular component (GO): membrane
Molecular function (GO): octopamine receptor activity
Source: RefSeq, a predicted model, not a curated record